Molecule: messenger RNA, 2254 nt
Organism: Manihot esculenta (cassava)
Lineage: Eukaryota; Viridiplantae; Streptophyta; Magnoliopsida; Malpighiales; Euphorbiaceae
Product: 4-alpha-glucanotransferase DPE1, chloroplastic/amyloplastic
Exons: 16
Coding region: 182-1939 (585 amino acids)
Biological process (GO): carbohydrate metabolic process
Molecular function (GO): 4-alpha-glucanotransferase activity
Source: RefSeq, a predicted model, not a curated record
AUCUCGUGGAUCUGGUGCUUCCUUUUUCACUUCGCUUCUCAGCAAAAACAGCUGAGUCUCUAUUCUCCAACUCUCUCUCGGUUUUUUUUAGCUAACUCACCUCCCUCAUCCAUCCGUUGCAACUUCUGCGCGCUCUCUCUCUAUAUAUAUCUCUCUCUUCCAUUUCCCUACAUGUCAAUCCAUGGCGCUACAUAGCUCUCACUUCGUCCUUUCUUCUUCUUCUUCUUCUUCUUCUCUUUUCUGUUCCAAAAAGCUCGAUCUCUCCUCUUAUCCACCUUCUUCAAUUUCCUUGCCUCUCUUCAAUUCCCAACCCAAACUCCACGCCUCUAAACUCAUUUUCAGAACCGACGCAGUUUCUUUAUCCUCUACCAUCGGCGUCGGCGAGGACUUGCCUGCUGAUUACGACGAAUGGUUACCAAAACUUGAUCCUAUCCAUCGGAGGAGAGCUGGCAUUUUGCUGCAUCCGACGUCGUUCCGAGGGCCUUACGGUAUUGGAGAUCUCGGAGAGGAAGCUUUUCGCUUCAUUGAUUGGCUUCAUGACGCUGGUUGCUCUGUUUGGCAGGUCCUUCCCCUUGUGCCUCCAGGAAGAAAGGCUAAUGAAGAAGGAUCACCAUACUCAGGCCAGGAUGCAAAUUGUGGUAAUACGCUCUUAAUUUCUCUGGAGGAGCUUGUAAAGGACGGCUUGUUGAUGAAGGAUGAGCUUCCAGAACCUGUAAUUUCUGAUCGAGUGAACUUUGAUGCUGUUGCUAAGCUAAAGGAUCCCUUGGUGGUUAAGGCUGCAGAGAGGCUUAUUCGGAGUGGCAGUGAGCUUAAAAACCAGCUUGAAGAUUUCUGCAAGGACCCUCAAAUAUCAGGUUGGCUUGAAGAUGCAGCUUAUUUUGCUGCUAUUGAUGAUACAUUAAAUACCUUGAAUUGGUAUGCUUGGCCCGAACCUUUAAAAAACCGCCAUCUUUCAGCCUUGGAGGAAAUUUAUCAAAGCAAAAAGGAUUUUAUAGACAUUUUCAUCGCCCAACAGUUCUUGUUCCAGAGGCAAUGGCAGAAAGUGCGCAACUAUGCACAGGAGAAGGGAAUCAGUAUAAUGGGAGACAUGCCUAUUUAUGUAGGUUAUCACAGUGCUGACGUUUGGGCAAAUAAGAAAUAUUUUUUGUUGAAUAGGAAAGGCUUUCCUCUUCUAGUCAGUGGUGUUCCUCCUGAUGCCUUCAGUGCUACUGGUCAAUUGUGGGGAAGCCCUCUCUAUGAUUGGAAAAGCAUGGAGAAAGAUGGAUAUUCAUGGUGGGUACGCCGCUUACAACGAGCUCAAGAUCUGUAUGAUGAAUUUAGAAUUGACCAUUUUAGAGGUUUUGCUGGCUUUUGGGCUGUUCCUUCUGAUGCAAAAACUGCGAUGAUGGGAAACUGGAAGGCUGGACCUGGGAAAUCCUUAUUUGAUGCCAUCUCUAGAGCUGUUGGAAAGAUCAGCAUCAUAGCAGAAGAUUUGGGAGUCAUUACUGAGGAUGUAGUGCAGCUUAGGAAAGAUAUUGGUGCUCCUGGAAUGGCUGUCCUUCAGUUUGGAUUUGGAGGUGACGCUGAUAACCCUCAUUUACCUCAUAACCAUGAAGCCAAUCAAGUUGUAUACACCGGAACUCAUGAUAAUGACACGACCCGAGGUUGGUGGGACAUUUUGAAGCAAGAGGAGAAAUCAAAUGUCCUGAAGUAUCUUUCAAUUACUGAAGAGGAUGAUAUGCCAUGGGCGCUCAUCCAAGCUGUGUGUUCAUCAGUGGCCCAAACUGCAGUUAUACCCCUGCAAGAUAUUCUUGGACUGGGGAAUUCUGCCAGGAUGAACGUCCCUGCUACUCAGUUUGGAAACUGGGGCUGGAGGGUACCUAGUUCCUUAAGUUUCAAUCAGAUGGAGAAAGAAGCAACAAGACUAAGGGAUUUGCUUUCAAUGUAUGGGCGGGUGUAGAUGAAGAGAGCUAAUACCUUCAUAGAGACUACACCUUGAAAUCGCUUCCACAGGUUUCAAUGAAUCUUUUAAUUGUUUAGCUGAGAGCACCUCAGAGGCUACGCUUAAUUAUAGACAAGUCAUCUUGCUGUAGAAUUACUUUUGUUCCUGCACGAAUAAAAUCGUUGCACGGUGGUCUGUAGAGUUGUAGAAUUACUUCUAUUCCUGCACGAAUAAAAUCCUUGCACGAUUGUCUGUAGAAUGAAAAUAUCGGCUUACUUGAGUUGAGAUGCCGAAGUUUGAUUUCAAAUGAAUAAAGGGUUCAGUUUUUCCCUA